Molecule: messenger RNA, 2224 nt
Organism: Raphanus sativus (radish)
Lineage: Eukaryota; Viridiplantae; Streptophyta; Magnoliopsida; Brassicales; Brassicaceae
Product: guanine nucleotide-binding protein alpha-1 subunit
Exons: 13
Coding region: 788-1939 (383 amino acids)
Biological process (GO): adenylate cyclase-modulating G protein-coupled receptor signaling pathway
Cellular component (GO): heterotrimeric G-protein complex
Molecular function (GO): GTPase activity; G protein-coupled receptor binding; G-protein beta/gamma-subunit complex binding
Source: RefSeq, a predicted model, not a curated record
UGCUUUGACCUCUUUUCUUAAAAAAAAAAAAGAAAAGAAAAUUCAAAUUAAAUUUGGUUAUUUGCAUUUUUAAGCAAUACGCAUCGAGAUAUGAGUGUGUAAUACAACAAUUACAAAUACUAUCCAAAAGGAGAGAGGAACGUUAAAAGAAGGCUAAAAGAACAACAACAGGAGAAGCACAACUACUCUCUGCUCUCUUCUCAGAUUUUGUUUCCUGUUCCUCAGCUCUUGUUUUUUUUGUUUUCUUCAGGUUUUUAAUUUCACUUUUGCUCUUCUGGGUAUUCUUCAAGCUUUGUUUCUUUUUUUUAUUAACUUAGAUCUUGUCCCUCCCGUAUGUGUUGUUUUCGAUUUGGGAGCGUCUUUCAGGAUUAGGGUUUUUUUGGUAGAUCAAUCAGUUGCUGCUUUAAUUUCCUUUUGGGCAGUGAUGGAAUCUUAGCUUCUGAUAUUGAGUUUGACCAUUCUAACUUCUUUAACUUUUUUUUUCCUGAAGAUAUCGGUUAGGUUCUGUAGAUUCAAGUUAAAUUGAUCUCUCUAUUGUUGUUUUUCUUUUAAGAUCUGUAGUCCAAUAAAUUGAUUCUUUGGGGCUUUUUUUUUCCAAUGAUUGAAUGGUGAUCAAAAGGGAUUCAUAAGCAUUUUCAUUUUUAGUAGGUAAGCACUGUCACAGCUAUGAAGAAGUCUAAUAAUAUCUUUUAGCUUGUGAGGUUGGAGGGGGAUUGAUACUUGUCGACUUUCACGCUCUCUGUGGUGGGAUUAUAAAAAAAAAAAAGAAAGAGAAGAGAAUAAAAUCAUGGGCUUACUCUGCAGCAGAAGUCGACAUCAUACAGAAGACACUGACGAGAAUGCACAGGCUGCUGAAAUAGAAAGAAGGAUAGAACAAGAAGCAAAGGCUGAAAAACAUAUUCGGAAGCUUCUACUACUUGGUGCUGGAGAAUCUGGAAAGUCUACUAUUUUUAAGCAGAUAAAACUUCUCUUCCAAACUGGAUUCGAUGAAGGAGAACUAAAGAGCUAUGUUCCGGUCAUCCAUGCCAAUGUCUAUCAGACUAUAAAAUUAUUGCAUGACGGAACUAAGGAGUUUGCUCAAAAUGAAACUGAUCCUGCAAAAUAUACCUUAUCCUCUGAAAAUAUGGCCAUUGGGGAGAAACUUUCUGAAAUUGGUGCUAGGUUAGACUAUCCGCGUCUCACCAAUGACCUCGCCCAGGGAAUAGAAACUCUAUGGAAUGAUCCUGCAAUCCAGGAAACGUGUUCCCGUGGUAAUGAGCUUCAAGUUCCCGAUUGUACGAAAUAUCUGAUGGAGAACUUGAAGAGACUAUCAGAUGUGAACUAUAUUCCAACCAAGGAGGAUGUUCUGUAUGCUAGAGUUCGCACAACUGGUGUCGUGGAAAUACAGUUCAGCCCCGUGGGAGAAAAUAAGAAAAGUGGUGAAGUGUACCGAUUGUUUGACGUGGGUGGACAGAGAAAUGAGAGAAGGAAAUGGAUUCAUCUGUUCGAAGGUGUAACUGCUGUUAUAUUCUGUGCUGCCAUCAGCGAGUACGACCAAACACUAUUUGAGGACGAGCAGAAAAACAGGAUGAUGGAGACCAAAGAACUGUUCGACUGGGUCUUGAAACAGCCCUGUUUCGAGAAAACAUCAAUCAUGCUAUUCCUCAACAAGUUUGACAUAUUUGAGAAGAAGGUUCUUGAUGUUCCGUUGAAUGUUUGCGAGUGGUUCAGAGAUUACCAACCAGUUUCUAGUGGGAAACAAGAGAUCGAGCAUGCAUACGAGUUUGUGAAGAAGAAAUUUGAGGAAUUAUAUUACCAGAACACUGCGCCGGAUCGAGUGGACAGGGUAUUUAAGAUCUACAGGACCACGGCUUUGGAUCAGAAGCUUGUGAAGAAAACGUUCAAGCUUGUAGAUGAGACUCUAAGAAGGAGAAACCUAUUGGAAGCUGGUCUUCUAUGAUUUACUUAUUUAUCACUAUUAUACUCAAGUAAAUUACCUAUCCUAUUGGAAGCUGGUCUUCUAUGAUUUACUUAUUUAUCACUAUUAUACUCAAGUAAAUUACCUAUUUUGUGUUUUUCAAAAAAAAAAACAUGUAUUUUUAAGAAACUGAAUGACCCUAAUUGUUCUGUCUGAACUCUAGAGAAAUACAUGUUAUUCAAAGUUCGAUGUCUUCGGCUACAUGUGUUUUUAUUCUCAUUGUUUUUGACUUUUGUUAUUCAAAGUUCGAUGCACAGGUUCAGUCCA